This is a messenger RNA of Chlamydomonas reinhardtii, 826 nucleotides long. RefSeq lists its product as uncharacterized. Lineage: Eukaryota; Viridiplantae; Chlorophyta; Chlorophyceae; Chlamydomonadales; Chlamydomonadaceae. The record is from RefSeq and is a predicted model, not a curated record. Gene Ontology annotation, molecular function: DNA binding. The transcript has a single exon. The coding region runs from base 291 to 479 and encodes 62 amino acids.
CAUCUUCUGAUUCUGCACGGCGCACGCAUUCGCAGAAAGCUGAAAGCAUCUUCGGCAGACAAUAAUGAUGACGGCCCGCCCAUACCGUACAACAGUCUUCCCUAAUACGGUAGUGCACAGCACAGUGCUCGGAGCUAGUGAAGCUGCCAGGAUUGCGCACGUACAUUCUUAUGCUUGAACAUCUGCUGCGCUGGCCGUACGUAUGUGCCGUACUGCUGCACAAAUGCGUGUGAUGGUGACUGGUGGCAUGGGGUUAUCAGCGCCGUAUUGCAAGGCGAGGUUUCAGUCACAUGAGGAACGUUGGCAACACCUACGCCACGGCCAAGAAGGGUAAGCGGCAGUCUGAGGCGCACAAGGCUGCCAUUUCGGCGGCCAAGAAGGGCAAGAAUACCACCUGCUUUUGCGGCAAGUGUGGCAAGUGCAAGGCACGGGCCGCGAGUCAGAGGUACCGGGACAAGAAGAAGGCCAAGAAGGCCUAGACAACUGCAAAUCCGCCCUCCAAAACCGGUGUUUAUCAACAGCACCCAUGCAUCGGCAUCGGACACAAGUUCGAGUGAGCAGCAACUGGGGUUGAGUCGUCAUGCAGAACUGAGGCCGGUCUUGUUGAGGCCCGCGCUGGCUGCAAGGCUACCACCGGGGUGUGCUGUUGAGUCGUCAUCACCGCUUGUACCCAGUCUGCUGCACUUUCCCACGGUAAGGAAAGUCGGGUGUCUAUCGCUUACAGCUAGCUUACGGUUUUACAGCUAGCAAUGCCCGGGGGCGGCACGGGCUCCGGGACCGGCUGCUCGCCAGCCAGACAGCGCCGAUGUCGGUGGGCCUAAUAAUG